CGCGGAGCCACCCAGGAUCCCACGGAUACCACGGGGUCUGUCCUUUCUUCGACUUCCAUCUCCCUUCCCCCUCAAGGCCAUGGCAGAUGUCCAUCCGCGGAGGUCACGUCGAGCUGCGAAAGCAUGCGCCUUCUGUCGGCGGCGAAAGUUGCGAUGCGAUAACGGGAAGCCCGCUUGUUCUAAUUGCCGGGGGUACGGCAAUGAAUGUGUCUAUCCCGCAGAUACUGUAAGGCAGAGGCCCACCAAAGCCCGUCUCUCUCAGCUAGAAGCAGAAAAUCAACAAUUGCGUCGGCAACUAGGCGAUGUUGAGACGCGAUCCAUCCAAGCUAGUGGAUCGCCCGAACACAGUCGAACUCCAUCGAGGCAGCAGACACAAGAGCUUCUUGCUGAGACCCCUGGCGAAUCUUCGUGCAAUAGGGAAGAGCAGCAAGCUAGCACCGUGGAGCCUUCCCAGUCGGCCGUCUCACGCAUCUUUAUUUCACCGAAUGGAGACUCCAGCUAUCACGGCCUCACUAGUACUCUCUUCGAUGAUGCUCCGACCGAUAGACGAGGUCAAAUGAGACCGACCGACCAGCAAAUCCCUGCAGAUCACGUCUCUAAGCGUCUCAUGGGAGAGGCUGCUUAUCAAAGACAGCUUGAAGGGUUGAAUCUACGCCAUGAAAAGCUGGACUUUGAUGGUGUCGAUCCAGAACUCGGCAUGCAUCUACUAUCCCUCCACUGGAAUCGCCAGCAUCACUCAUUUUUGAUCACAUACCGCCCAGCUUUCAUGCGCGACAUGGCCUGCGAUGGGCCCUAUUUCUCAAAACUCCUUCUCAACGCCAUCUACUUUGGCGCUUCAAAGUUUAGCAAUCGGCCUGAGGUUCGUCGGGACCCCAACGAUGUACGCACGGCGGGUUGGACCUUUCGCAUGCGAGUCAAGGAGCUUCUUGGCAGUGCCCUUGACCAUAGCGAGAUUACGACUAUUCAAGCACUUUUAGUCAUGACUAGCUCAUUGUUUGCAUUAGGCGAUGAGAGAAGUGCUGCUUGGCUUUACGCCGGUACUGCAUUUCGAAUGAUUAUCGACUUAGGGAUGCACGUUGAUGCGACGAUGUUACCAAAUAUGCGUCGGCUCUCCGACGAAGAUCUUGAGAUCCGCCGACGCGUCUUCUGGGGAGCCUUUGUCGUGGAUAAGAUUCAAUCACUAUACCAAGGCCGGCCAGCAAGCCUCCAAGACUUUGAUACCAAAGUCUCGCUGUCAUUUUUGGACAACUACGAAGAGCUUGAGGAAUGGCAGCCAUUCGCAUAUUCAGACGUCGAAUCUUACCCAGGGUCCCCUGCCUAUAGCGUGUCAACUUUCACGCAACUAUGCAAGCUUUCCCUGAUACUCAAUGGAGUUUUGAAUAAAGUCUACUCUGAGCGGAGCUCAGCGCGUUCGCCGGAUGAGCUUCUUGCAACCUUGGAGUCUUUGGAUCUGCAACUCAAAACUUGGCACGAUGCGAUCCCCGAUCACUUGAGAUUUAACCCGACCACGACUCAGAUCACGCCACCGCCACAUGUUGUUUCGCUCCUUGCUCUAUACAAUGUUCUAUUGAUCCUCCUGCACCGACCAUUUGUAGCUGAAGGGCAUCUCUACACCACGGAUCUGACAGUCGCAAUCACAUCAUUCAGCACAUGUACUUUGGCUGCAAACCGUAUCAUACAGCUUCUCCAGGCUUAUGAUCACACGUUCUCAAUUCGGCGGGCCCCAUAUCUGAUUUCAUACGCUACCUACGUCGCCGCUACAAUCUUUGUCCGAGUCGCUGCCCAGAAGGAAGGGGGUAGCCGAGCGCAUGCCAGCUUGCGAGCCUGCUUCAGUAUCUUCAAGAAAAAUCAGGAAACAAACUGGGCCGUUCGUCGGGCUGAAAACGUCAUUCGUCAUUUGAUGAACCGAAUGGGAGUGGAGUUGAAUACAAACAGUCACGAGGCUGAUGCACGAGGGCCCUACAGUCGUCCGGACGAAAUUGUCACUCUGGAUGAAGCCCCGUACAUGGCUGGAGAUGGCUCUCAUCUAGAUGCAACAAUUAUUGCUAGCUAUGGUACUCCAUCUUCGGGGGUAACAGAAGAUUCAGAACUCGACAUUGACAGGAUAAUCCAGAGCUUCAUUCGACAAGAUAACAGAUCAAAUGAAGGCCAAGUCUAUCUUGAAAGUACCGAUCAUCCCCUUCCUGGAUCUACUACGAUUUUUGGUACACAGACCAACAUGGCGUCCACGGCCAUCCCCCCAUAUGAUGAUGCCUAUCCUGGCCCACGUUUUGACGAUGACAUGCUUUUUGGCUUCAAUGGUUCCCUUCAGGAUAGUAUGAUUUACGAAUAAUCGUAGAAACAAAU
Penicillium brasilianum is the source of this 2346-nucleotide messenger RNA. Lineage: Eukaryota; Fungi; Ascomycota; Eurotiomycetes; Eurotiales; Aspergillaceae. The record is from the annotation of a GenBank genome assembly.